Molecule: messenger RNA, 1461 nt
Organism: Oncorhynchus masou masou (cherry salmon)
Lineage: Eukaryota; Metazoa; Chordata; Actinopteri; Salmoniformes; Salmonidae
Product: cilia- and flagella-associated protein 251-like
Exons: 2
Coding region: 260-730 (156 amino acids)
Source: RefSeq, a predicted model, not a curated record
UUCAACAACAACAGCUCGUCAGAAACCUCUGUAGCUUGCUAGACAAAAAAGCCGAAACAAUAAAGCUAUUUAGACUGCUCCGGUGUAUUACUAGCUAUGUUUUAAACACACUUCUGUCGUAUCUACUUGUUAUCCCAUUUAAUUUAAUAUUCAUGCCUACGUUGUUAGUUACCGUCGUCAUCUACCCGUCUGGUUAAGAUAGCAGUAGCUCCAGGCUAACCAUUAAUGCUAACUAGUUAGCUAGCUAACAUCCCCGACCAUGAGUUCACUGAGCUACUCUCCUCCUGCUAAAGAAGAGGGGGUCUGCUGGACGGAGAAAGAGGGUCUGUGGCUGAACGUUGUCGUGAAAGAAGAGGAGGAUGUUUCGGUAAAAAAAGAAGUAGAGGAUGAGGCUGUUCCAGUGAAAGAAGAGGAAGACGAGUUCAGAGUGAAAGAGGAGGAAGAUGUUACAGUAAAAGAAGAGGAAGAGGGGGAGGAUGUUACUGUGAAAGAAGAGGAGGGGAAAGAGGUGGCUGCAGUGUUUGGAGUGAAAGAGGAGGAGGAUGAGAUUACCGUUACAUUGGGGGAGGAGGAACAAGAAGAGAAGACCGGAGAUCUGAUUAACACCAGAGAGAGACCAGACUCUCACUCUGACAGCGGAAGAGUCCUUCAGGGGAACCAGACCCAGAGACGUCCAAACCAGCAGGAAAACACCACUGUUCCCUCUGUGGAAAGAGUUUUACUAAGUUAGGCAACCUGAAAGCGCAUGAGAUAAUACACACAGGAGAGAAGCCUUACCACUGCUCCCAAUGUGGAAAGAGUUUUACCUGGAUAGGGAACUGGAAAACACAUGAGAAAAUACACACAGAAGGGAGGAAGACUUUCCACUGCUCCCAAUGUGGAAAGAGUUUUACCAAGUCAGGGUCCCUAAAAAUGCACGAGAGAAUACACACAGGUGAGAAGCCUUACCACUGUUCCUAUUGUGAAAAGAGUUUUAGGUGGUUGGUGACCAUGAAAACUCAUGAGAAUACCCACACAGGAGCAAAGCCAUACCAAUGCUCCCUGUGUGGAAAGAGUUUUACCCAGUUAGGAGGCCUGAAUAGACAUGACAGGACACACACAGGAGGGGAUAAGACCUACCACUGCUCCCACUGUGGAAAGAGAUUUAACCGGUUAAGGCAUCUGAAUAAGCAUGAAAGAAUACAUACACAGGAGGAGAAGACAUACCACUGCUCUCAUUGUGGAAAGACAUUUUCCCAGUCAGAGGACCUGAAAUCACAUGAGAGAAUAGAGAGGCUGUGUUCUGACUUGUGUUUUUGACCUGAGAAUGUGUUUUUGUUUAUGGGCCAUUCCACUGUAACGGAGUGAUGUUGAGACUCACGUUUCCACUUUAAAAUGUAUGCCAAGAAAAAAACAUUGAUUGCAAAGUUUAACAAACAAUACACCUACAGUACCAGUCAAAAGUUUGGACACACCUACUCA